Neurospora crassa OR74A is the source of this 2695-nucleotide messenger RNA. RefSeq lists its product as hypothetical. Gene Ontology annotation, biological process: proteolysis. The transcript has 3 exons. NCBI's taxonomy places the organism in Eukaryota, Fungi, Ascomycota, Sordariomycetes, Sordariales, Sordariaceae. The record is from RefSeq and is a predicted model, not a curated record. Bases 1066 to 2664 code for a protein of 532 amino acids. Gene Ontology annotation, molecular function: aspartic-type endopeptidase activity.
GCCAAAGGAGUCCGUCCAUUGAAACAAGGAGGCCAUCAUCGUCACAAGCGGCCUCUGAUUCGCUCGCACUGACGCACCCCGUUCAUCUCAGGGGACUCCUUGGCUGUCACGGUAGCGUGCCACUGGCGGCCCUAAACCCUUGGAAUUGGAGGCUCAUAAGCUCCCUUGUCCAUAUCGACCCCUGGAUUAUGGGUUUGAUCUCCGCUCGACUGCGCUCUUGUGGCGUCGCACCUUUUGGGCGAAUGUGACCGUGUCGGGGAUUUUUACGGAAUCUGAAGACCUCCCAAGAUAGAAGUCCGUCAGGUCUGGAUGAGUUCGGAGGUUCUUCACUAGGUCGAAUUGGGUUGGUUGUUGGUGGUGUUGCUGCUGCUGCUGCUGGGAUGGAUUCGGGAUGGGAUGCCUACUAGUCUGGUGGUAUUCGACGGAAGAGGAGAUAUCCGAUGAGAUUCCGGAUAUGAACCAGCUACGUCCGCUAUUGCAGUCCAUUCAUCUAUGGUCAAUUUCAUUCGGGUAGCAUGCCAUGGGUCGCCAUGUGGUAUUCUCGAUUCUGGGCUGUCACAGUCAAGAGCUCUCGGCAUCCGGUCGACGAGAGGCAGUCCUCCACCCACCUCACACAAUCCCUUUCCUGGUACCAGACAUGCCGACCAAGAAGAUUCAUGAUCUCGUAUCGUGAACUUCUGCCACUGUUUUCUUCUUUUUGUUUUCUAUCUUGUUAUUCUUUCCUUCUUCCAUUUUCAUUUCUCUCCUCUUACACCGGCUACAAUACCUCUUCCCGUCUGUUACUCUGGGACCGGGCCGACGUGGUGGAGCGAAGUGACUCGGAUAUCUCAACCUCAUCCCGUCCAGACCGCACGCAGUCAACGAUCAACAUUCUAGGUUGACUUUUUCAUUCACUUGAUCAUCAUAGUACGCAGGUCGUUACUCACUGUCUUUUCUGGAAUUUCCUUGUUUCAUGCUUUGGCUAAGAUCGGCAUAUCUUUCCUUCUUUUGUAAUCCAAUUUUCUCAGUCUUUGACGUCCCAUGCCAAUCAUCUGGCGAUAACCCUUUGAGCAACCAGCUGCCGACAUGGCGGCUUUUCCCUUUUUAUCAGCCUCUUUUGUGCUUCUUCAACUGGCAUUAACAUGUUUGGCCCAACAUCUGAACCUUACUACUGGGCCAUUGCACCUCACCGGCCACACCCCCGGUGAUGGCUGCGUCCACCUCCCCAUCAUCCACUCUACCAACACCGACCACUUUGCCCGUCGUGGCAUCCAACUCGCUCUCAAUAAUCGGUCUGACGUAGCUUACUACGCCCAACUCGAAAUCGGCACCCCCCCACAAACAGUCUACACCCAACUCGACACGGGCUCCUUCGAACUGUGGGUAAACCCGGACUGCACCACCGUCUCGCCCUCCGACUCUUCCUUCUGCGACCACAUUGGCUUCUACAACGCCUCUCUCUCUUCCACGUCCAAAUCCCUCGGCACCAGCAAAACCCUCCGUUACGGCAUCGGCGCCGCCAACAUCUCGUACGUGACCGACACCAUCUCCCUUUCCGGCUCCUCCACUUCUUUGAAAGAUAUCCAAUUCGGCGUCGCCACCUCCUCCAAAGAUGCCUUUUCGGGAAUCCUAGGGAUCGGCUACGGCCAGGGUCUAGCGACCAAAUACCCCAAUUUCAUUGACCAGCUGUACGCCCAAAAGAUCACCAAGGUCAAAGCAUACACUUUAGCGCUAGGAUCCAAGACUGCUCAACAGGGGAGUAUUGUCUUUGGCGGUGUGGACACAUCCAAGUUCGCCGGACCGCUGGGGAGACUACCGAUUAUUCCAGCCGAAGACUCGCCGGAUGGCGUCCCGCGGUUUUGGGUGCAGAUGAACGGGAUCAGCCUCACGCCGCCUUCGGGACAGAGCAUGGGCGUUUACGAGGGGAGCAAAAUCCCGGCGUUUUUGGAUAGUGGGAGUACCAUGACGAUCUUGCCGCCCGCGUUGGCGAACAAGAUUGCCGAGGACUUUGGGAGCCCGGAGAUGGAUGCGAAUGGGUUUUAUCGAGUCGGGUGUGGGUAUGUGGAGAUGAAUGGGACGAUGGAUUUUGAGUUUGUGGGUGCGGGACAAAAGGUGACGGUUAGGGUGCCGUACAAGGAAAUGAUCAGGGAGGUGGGACAGGGGGAGAGCAAGAUGUGCUUUUUGGGGAUCAUGGGCAGUGAGAGUUUUACGUUGUUGGGGGAUACGUUUUUGAGGAGUGCUUAUGCCGUGUUUGACUUCCAAACCAACUCUAUCUGGUUGACACAAGCCACCUCAUGCGGUAACACACCCGCCGCGCUUAGGGAUGUUACCGAUUUGUCUCGCGUGGUAGGGAAUUGUCAGAUACAGCUGGGUGAGAAGGAGGCGGUGGUGGAUGUGGUUUCGGAGACGUCGAUUGCGCCGCCUACUGGUUCGACAGGCGACACUGAUGGUGUGACCGGGACGGGAGGAAAUGGAAGUGGAAAUGGGGGGACGCGCACGGCGUGGGGGUUUGUCACCACGACCUUGGCGGUACCUAUGGCGACAGGUUUAGCCGGUGUUGGUGGAAGUGGGAGUGGAAGUAUGAGCGCCACUGCGUUGGAUUCCUCUGGGAGAAGUAUGGCCGGUGAUGUGGUGUUGAGCGCCGCGGUGGCUGUUGGUGCUGCGGUGUUGGGAAGUCUGUUGUGAUCUGCUGCAUUCUGAGGUUGCAUAGCAUGGC